Messenger RNA from Clupea harengus (Atlantic herring), 1538 nucleotides. It is a transcript of the gene ctbs, whose product is annotated as chitobiase, di-N-acetyl-. Gene Ontology annotation, molecular function: chitin binding; hydrolase activity, hydrolyzing O-glycosyl compounds. The record is from RefSeq and is a predicted model, not a curated record. Gene Ontology annotation, biological process: oligosaccharide catabolic process. Lineage: Eukaryota; Metazoa; Chordata; Actinopteri; Clupeiformes; Clupeidae.
CCAGAUUUCACGUUGGCGUAGAUCACAUGAUUAUCACACCUAUUCAUUCGGUGUCAAUAUGAAUCAAACAAACCGGUGUAAAUAAACGUGUGCUAAUGGAGGUUUCUGUGCACAUGUUAGUAUUAACAGUUCUGGCCGCGCUGUUAUUCAGUGCAUGCAGUUUCGAUCAUUGUCCAUGCAAGGAACAGGAAUUUUGUCAACAAAUUCGAAACGAGACGCAAUUUGAGGUGUUUGUGUUUGAUGUCGGAGGAGAAGCAUGGAGAUAUUACGACUGGACCAAAGUGACGACUAUUGCUGCUUUCGGACAGUAUGAGGCGGAACUAAUGUGUUUUGCCCAUUCCAAAGGAGUCAGGCUUGUUUUGAAAGGAGAUGUGCCCCUCUCAGCAAUGGUAGAUUCCACCAACAGGACCGCCUGGAUCAAGGAGAAAGUCAGCUUGGCAAAGAGACAGUUUAUGGAUGGCAUCAACAUCGACAUAGAGCAGGCUCUGGACAAAGAGUCUCCAGAAUAUUUUGCUUUGACUGCACUGGUCAAAGAGACCACUGAAGCUUUCCACAAAGAGAUUCCUGGUUCCCAGGUAUCUUUUGAUGUGGCGUGGUCAUCCAAAUGUAUCGACAAACGUUGCUAUGACUAUUCCGCCAUCGCGGAUUCUUGUGAUCUGCUUUUUGUGAUGUCCUACGAUGAGCAGAGUCAGAUUUGGGGUGAUUGCAUUGCCAUGGCUAAUGCACCCUACAACCAGACACUGACAGCAUAUGAGCAAUACUUAGAGAUGAAGAUUGACCCAAAAAAACUAGUGAUGGGGGUGCCAUGGUACGGAUACGAUUACCCUUGUCUAGCCUUCUCACAGGGUGGAGUGUGUGCAAUCCAGAAGGUGCCCUUCCGUGGGGCCCCCUGCAGUGAUGCGGCUGGGCGUCAGAUUCCCUACAGUACCAUGAUGAAGCAGAUCAACAGCUCCAUGUCAGGCAGGAUCUGGGACAGGGAGCAGCGUGCCCCGUACUACAACUACAAAGAUGCCAUGGGCCAGAUCCACCAGGUGUGGUAUGAUGACCCAGAGAGCAUCUCUCUGAAGACGGCCUAUGUUAAGGAGCUGGGCCUGAGGGGCAUCGGCAUGUGGAACGGCAACCUUCUGGACUACAGCAACAACUCCGUCGCCCAGCAACAGAGCAGAGACAUGUGGAAUGUUCUGGUAGCAGCCAUGGAAACGAAGAAGUCUCGAGAGGAGUAACCCUGGAGGUGAAGACUAUGUCUUUGAGUCAACACUGUUUGCUGUACUUUUUUGUCCCGUGCAGAAAGAGCAGUGGUGGCGUCCUCCUGCUUUAUUCAGGGGUGUGUGUCCCUCUGCUUAGAUUUAACUGCUGCUUUAUUCAAUCUGUUCUACAGAAGAAUACAUCCUGUUUUAAAUGUGUGCUCGGACAUCACCACGGCGUAGAGACACACUUAAAUCACUUCAUCAAAAUUGCAAUAUUUUAAAUGGAAAUGCAGUGCUUUGUAAUAUAACUCAACAGAUGUGAAAUAAAAAAAUUAAAAAGCUUGAACACAA